This is a messenger RNA of Prorocentrum cordatum, 573 nucleotides long. The record is from the annotation of a GenBank genome assembly. Lineage: Eukaryota; Dinophyceae; Prorocentrales; Prorocentraceae.
AUGGACGCGCUGAUCUCGGCCCGCAUGUGGCGGAACCACGUGGACGAGCUGGUGAGCCAGCAGAGGGCCCUGGAGGCGCUGGACGGCUUCGAUGGCGACCCCAGCAAGCGCAUGGCCUUCUGCGGGGAGCCGGCCGACGUCGGCGACGGCGGGGGCGGCCUCUCGCCUCCGGGAAGCCCGACGCCGCGCCCGUCCACCGCCGGCCGUGUCAAGAGGCGGCCGAAGCAGGAGCCCACGAUGGUGCUGCAGACGCCUGGACCCAGCCCCGACGUCAAGGCCAGCGCGCUUCAGACGGCGCCAAAGAAGGUGGGCCUGGACGAGCUGGAGCACCUUGCCCACAGGUUCUACCGCUUCCGCGGCGGCGCGGUCAUCGAGAUGAGGCUGGAAGGCGGCGACCCGGUUGUGUACGAGCACAAGCCGUCCUCGAAUUCCCUGGGGCGCACGCCCACUCCCGAGGUGCAGGAGCUCUUGCAUGGCAUGCGGGAGCAGGAGGUGCGUUCUUCGCUUGGGAUCAGGCCGCCCUCCACUGGCUCGGGAGUCCCUCUCAACGACUUCCUGUCCGGGAACAUCUAA